GUUCUCUUCCAUAUUUUUGUGCAGGUGGAGCCGGGGGUCUCUUGGAAACAGCCUCCCUACUUCCGAGUAGGGGCAAGGUCUGCGUACACACACCCUCCCCAGACCCUACUGUUGUGGGAUUCAACUGGGUUGUUGUUGUUGUUCGGGACGGCUGAGUGUGUGAGCUUGAGCAUAGAAUCUGAGCCCGUCAUAAAAAUAUACGGGCCAUCAUGUAUAAACUCUGAAUAGAGCUGGUAACUCAAAAUUCAAGCCCAAGCCAGCUACUUUGUGAGCGGGUUUUUACGGUGCGGGUAGAUCGGAUACUCGGAUUCGUGAUCGGGUAUGGAUAGAGUAUUUGAAACGAUCAACCCUACAAAAAAUAGGAUCCAGAGUCCCAGCAAUUACUAUUUGGGCUUUAUCCCUGGAGAACAAGAAAAGAAAACUACUCCGUAUUUAGACACCAUCUGGUUGAUGUCACCGACCAAAACCCUCUAUCUCUCCAUCUAACGAUCCUCUGAUCUGAGAUUUUCCUACAGCUAUGGCGUCGAUGGUGUCUUCCGCUGGAGGACUUCUGGCGAUGUUGAACGAAACCCACCAGGCGCUCAAAGUCUACGCGCUUACAAAUCUAAUUCGAUUCGUUGAUUCAUUCUGGCCGGAGAUCUCUACAUCCAUUCCCGCAAUAGAAAGUUUGUAUGAGGAUGAGGAAUUUGGUCAAAGACAACUUGCUGCUUUGCUAGCAUCAAUGGUCUUCUAUUAUUUGGGGGAUCUUAAUGAUUCUUUAUCUUAUGCGCUUGGUGCGGGUCCUUUGUUUGAUGUUUCUGAGGAGUCAGACUAUGUUCAUACUCUCCUUGCUAAAGCAUUAGAUGAAUAUGCUAAUCGCAAGGCCAAAGCUGCUGAGGCAAAUGAUGAGGUAGCUGUUGUGGAUCCUAGGUUGGAGGCCAUUGUGGAAAGGAUGCUUGACAAGUGCGUAGUGGAUGGCAAAUAUCAACAUGCGAUUGGAAUGGCUAUUGAGUGCCGAAGGUUAGAUAAAGUUGCUGAAGCGAUUGUAAGGAGUGAUAAUAUUGAUGCAGCUUUGGCUUACUGCAGUAAUGUGUCCCACAACUUUGUCAACCGUAGGGAAUUUAGACGUGAGGUACUUCGUUUGCUUGUUGUGGUGUAUCAGAAGUCUCCAUCUCCAAAUUAUUUGAUCAUCUGUCAGUGGCUUAUGUUUCUUGAUAAGCCAAACGAUGCUGCUGGCAUAUUAGAAAAGCUUCUACGCUCAGAAAAUAGGGAUGAUGCUCUAAUGGCAUUUCAAAUAGCCUUUGAGCUUUUAGAGACUGAGAACCAAGCUUUUCUACUCAGCGUGAGAGAUCAACUUCCUAUGCCAAAGCUUCAACUUUCCGAUUCAGUAGCUAUUGAGCAUAGCACUGCGCAAACUGUAAGCAGCAAUGCCCCCGUAACAAAUGAUUCCCACGUGUCAAGCGGGGAUUCAUCAGCUGUUGAUCCAAAUGAAGCAAUCUACGCAGAGAGGUUGGAAAAAAUCAAAGGCAUUUUAUCUGGAGAAACCGCAAUAAAGUUGACCUUACAGCUCUUGUAUAGCCAUAAUAAGUCGGAUCUCAUCACUCUGAAGACAAUUAAGCAGUCUGUUGAGAUGAGAAACAGUGUUUGUCAUAGUGCAACAAUUUAUGCCAAUGCAAUAAUGCAUGCUGGAACAACGGUUGACACAUUUCUUAGGGAAAAUCUGGACUGGCUCAGCAGGGCAACCAAUUGGGCCAAAUUUAGUGCAACAGCUGGACUAGGUGUUAUCCACAGAGGUCACUUGCAGCAGGGCAGAUCCCUGAUGGCCCCUUACCUGCCACAGAGUGGGGCUGGAGGUGGCAGUCCGUAUUCAGAGGGUGGUGCUUUAUAUGCUCUAGGGUUAAUCCAUGCUAAUCAUGGUGAGGGGAUCAAGCAGUUUCUUCGGGAUAGCCUGCGGAGCACAAACGUUGAGGUUAUUCAGCAUGGUGCUUGUUUAGGCCUUGGGCUGGCUGCUUUGGGCACAGCUGAUGAAGACAUUUAUGAUGACAUCAAGAAUGUUCUUUACACUGACAGCGCCGUUGCUGGUGAAGCUGCUGGAAUUGGCAUGGGUUUACUAAUGGUUGGAACUGCAAGUGAGAAGGUAGGCGAGAUGCUUGCUUAUGCUCAUGAGACACAACAUGAGAAAAUUAUAAGGGGCUUAGCAUUGGGGAUAGCCCUCACUGUUUAUGGAAGGGAAGAAGAAGCUGAUACAUUGAUUGAGCAAAUGACUCGGGAUCAAGACCCCAUAUUGCGCUGUGGUGGCAUGCACGCAUUGGGGUUGGCAUACAGAGGAACUGCAAACAAUAAGGCUAUCCGCCAGUUGCUACAUUUUGCUGUGUCAGAUGUCAGUGAUGAUGUCAGGCGAACAGCUGUUUUGGCUCUUGGAUUUGUUCUAUAUUCUGAACCAGAGCAGACGCCUCGCAUUGUUUCGCUGCUAUCUGAAUCUUACAACCCUCACGUGCGAUAUGGUGCUGCAUUGGCUGUUGGCAUUUCUUGUGCUGGUACAGGCUUGAGUGAAGCCAUCUCACUGUUAGAGCCUUUGACAUCCGAUGUUGUUGAUUUUGUUCGACAGGGUGCUCUUAUAGCAAUGGCUAUGGUAAUGGUUCAAAUUAGUGAGGCAAGCGAUUCACGAGUUGGUACAUUCAGGCGGCAAUUGGAAAAGAUUAUACUGGAUAAGCACGAAGAUACCAUGAGCAAAAUGGGUGCAAUAUUGGCCACUGGAAUACUUGAUGCUGGGGGAAGAAAUGUGACUAUAAAAUUGCUUUCAAAGUCAAAACACGAUAAGAUCACUGCAGUGGUUGGGCUUGCAAUUUUCAGCCAGUUUUGGUACUGGUACCCGCUCAUAUAUUUCAUCAGCUUGUCUUUCUCGCCUACUGCUUUCGUUGGGCUGAAUUAUGACCUUAAGGUCCCAAGAUUUGAGUUCAUGUCUCAUGCCAAGCCUUCACUCUUUGAGUAUCCCAAGCCAACCACAGUUUCGGCAACGGCAUCUGCAGUAAAACUCCCAACAGCAGUUUUGUCUACCUCUGUAAGAGCAAAGGCUAGGGCCAGCAAGAAGGAAGCAGAGAAGGCAAAUGCAGAUAGAACUUCCGGUGCUGCCGAAUCAUCCUCUGCUUCUUCUUCAAAGGGGAAGUCUCCUUCUGACAAGGACAGUGAAUCUAUGCAGGUGGACACUCAUGUAGAAAAGAAGCCAGAACCGGAGCCAUCAUUUGAAAUUUUGACAAAUCCGGCCAGGGUGACCCCGGUGCAGGAGAAGUACAUUAAGUUUUUGGAAGACUGCAGAUAUGUGCCGAUAAAGCCAUCUCCUUCAGGAUUUGUGCUAGUGAAGGACCUUAGGCCCGAUGAACCCGAAGUCCUCUCUCUUACAGAUGCUCCAUCUCAGGCAUCAAAUGUUGCUGCUGCCGAUGCACCUGCUGCUGCAACUGCACAGCAAGGCUCAGCUUCUGCAAUGAAUGUGGAUGACGACGAGCCUCAGCCGCCACCAGCCUUUGAAUACGCAUCAUGAUCUGGCCACAACUGAUGCUUUCUGGGCAGACUGAUAUUCCUGGGGAGGAACGGGGAGCUGACACACACAUCAGAAGCUCUAUAACUGCCCUCCAUUUGUAUCUGCUUGUGUCUUUAAAGCCUGGUUGGUAGUUGUCAUUUUGUGUGAAUCACAUGAUUAUGUACUCUGUAACUUCUCAUGAUCUUCAAGGGUAGAUUUGUGUUUGGCAUUUGAUUUAUAAUUUUUUUUUCAGGAAUUCAUUUUCUACCCAUCAUUUGGCAUCAUAUUUAAUGUUUUGUUUUUUGUAACAUGCCCCAUAACCUGAGAAUUGGUUGUGUAAGACCUUGUUAUGAAGGAAUGUUGGUUUCCCUCUUAAUCGCAGACACUUUCAUGUUUAUGUUUAUGUAGUGACCCUGUUUUCGGUAUACUACAUUUUCGUUUAGACCAUGCUGGCUUUUUUUAAAUAAAAGGACUUAACGGUA
This is a messenger RNA of Cuscuta campestris, 3978 nucleotides long. The record is from the annotation of a GenBank genome assembly. NCBI's taxonomy places the organism in Eukaryota, Viridiplantae, Streptophyta, Magnoliopsida, Solanales, Convolvulaceae.